Molecule: messenger RNA, 3684 nt
Organism: Pocillopora meandrina
Lineage: Eukaryota; Metazoa; Cnidaria; Anthozoa; Scleractinia; Pocilloporidae
Source: the annotation of a GenBank genome assembly
UAUAAAUAAACAUGGCUACAUUGUUAGUCGCUUAACAAAAUGUUCUAACCGCAAUAAGGAACAUAUUUUAUUUAAUGGGUAACAUAAGCGAUGUCGAAAAGACCAUUGAACGAAAGCCCAAAGAAGCACAAUUAUUAUAUGCCGCUGAAAAUGGGCAAGUUGAUAAGUUACAAGCCCUUCUUUCCGAGAAGGACGUUCAGGUAGACUGCCCAAAUAGUUCUGCUGUUACAGCUUUAUUUCUGGCAGCGAAAGAAGGACACGAUGAAUGUCUCAGGCUGUUACUUGAAGCUGGAGCAAAAGUAAACGGCAUCGGGCUUGGUAACACAGCACUAACGCCGCUGUGGGUAGCGACUUACGCCGGUCAUAAAAACUGCGUGGAAAGAUUGGUAAAAGCAGGUGCCGAUCUCAAUACAAAGUUUCCUGAAACACCUUUGUUUAUUGCGGCACGUGAAGGAAAGGCAGACUGUCUCAAGAUUCUAAUAGAAGCUGGUAGUAAUGUUAAUGUUAAGAACAAUCGAGGACAAAAUCCAAUGCAUAUUGCUUGUUCAGAAGUUCACGAGAGCUGUGUAGAACUUUUGGUAAGUGCAGCGACUUUGAGUGACUUACAUAAUCAAAUAUUUGGCUCGGACUGCGAAAUUAUUACACCAUAGAGUGGCAAAGUAGCAGGGGGGGAUGCACUGCACUCAGGGAGGGCUUGUGGCCAGUAGUUGAUUAUUGUAACCCGGAAUAAUCCUAUGGUCAGUUUUAAGUAAAAUAUUUCUUUCAAGGCAAGGGGUCCUGGCUUGUCAUUCGAUCGCCUAAGGCAUUGUUUAAUCUAUCAGCAUCUUGGUAUCUUGCUCUGAGUAACUUUAUCGGAUCAAUAUCAGUAUCUGGGCAACUACCCACCUACCCCUCCCCUAACCCAGCAACAGUCUAUCGAUAACAACUUCGGCUUAAUGUUGGGUUAAGGGAGGGGUAGGUGGGCAGUUGCCCAGACACUGAUGUUGAUCCACUUUAUCCUUACAACAUAAAAUUUUCCCUGUUUUGCGUCAUCAUAGGCAAACACAGAAUGUGAAUUGGAUGCUAUAGAUCAGAGUGGUUGUACUCCUUUGCACCAUGCAUGUAUCAAUGCACCAGAUGGUCACAGUUCAGUCAAGGUAUUUAUAGUUACCUUUCGAACUUUCUUUUAAUAAAUCAUACAUGUGAAGCUUGGUUUAAGAAAUGAAUUUGAAAGUGAUCUUUGCAGUAAUGAACACUGUCUAGGCAGUAUUUAAAAUAAGGCCUGAAAAAAAAUUCAGGUCUGUAUGGGAUUUGAACCCAAGACCUUUGCAAUACUGUUGCACUGCUCUACCAACUGAGCUAACAAGCCCACUGGGAGCUGGUCAUUAUGUUGGUUCAUAUUAAACCUGUGAAGUGAUGACUAAAUGACUGUAAGUAUAUGAAAAUCAUACUUGUGAACUGCAGUUUAAGAAUUGAAUUUGAAAGUAACAUUUGCAGUAAAAGUUACCUUUUUAUUGGCAAUAGUUACAUUUAUACUACUGACUUUAAAAAAUAAUUAUAAUAGAAGCAAAGUACUUUCAAGAGUUUUUCUAGACAGCUUAAGAAGUAAUAAAAGCCCUCAACCACAAAUUCUGAUGUACAUGCCUUGGAUAAGAAGCUAUGACAUACAUUACAUGCUUUUUCUUUUACUUGUUGAUAAUAUUCAAUUGUUGCACAAAGGCUUCACAUCAAAUCCCUGGGGUUCAUUCAGAAUUUAUAACUCAUGUAAAUUUAUGGAAGAAAAUUACAGAAGUCCAUAACUAUGCUAGUAUUUUUAGACAACUAUGCUUUGAUACUUAAAAACUUGGCACAAUUGCAAAAGAAAGGCAUCUGUGCUGGACUCCAUCAAACUCCAUAGAACUCUUUAGUUAGGGAAACAUUUGACUGUGAUCUUUAUUAUAGUGGUCAUGUAUAAUGAAAACAUUGCAAAAGUUUCAAGACUUUUUAAGUUGAAAGGUUGUAAAAUUUAUGCGAAGGUUUUUUUCAACAUCUUACUCUAGGAGUUUUCAGUUUGUGUUUUUAUGUGGAAUAUUUUCAACAAAGCAGUUACUAUGCAAAGUAAUUAGAGCUGAUCAGAAGCAUUUUAGACCUUAGGAAGGAGAAUGGUGUAAUGUGACCUUUCAAAAUUUACUGUGUAAAGGUAACACAAGAAUAUUCUCUCAAUUGUCAUUUAGAUGCUUGUGCAAAUGGGAGCAGCAGUAAAUAUUUCUUCUAGAUGUUGGAACCAUGCCACAUCCUUGCACUACUGUUCACAACUUGGAAAAAUAGAAAAUGUAAAACUUUUAAUAAAAUAUGGUGCAAAUGUGUUCAUAAAAGACAAAUGUGGUCAGACAGCAAGAGACAGGGCUCAGAAAUACCCAGAAUGUGAAAAACUUCUUCAACAACAAGAAGGUGUUUCAAAACCUUAUCCUAUUACUCAUUGCAUAUAUUUUGUACAAUUUUUUGUAAUUUUUGCUUGUGGUAGAGUAAACCUCACUGUUUCCUUUUUAAUCCACUAUUUUUAUGUGUGUUUCCUUCUGAAACAAUAAUAACAACAACAAUUGUUAUAAUGGUUUCUCUAAGUUAUCCACAAAUCUUCCCAUAGAAGAGAAUAUCAUUGAAAUGCUCCUUCCCAAAUCUCAUACAGAAACCACUGAGAAGGACCUUACUAAUAUCAUAUACUGACUACCUGACACAUUUGAUUAUUAUUAUUAUUGUUUGUUAUUAUUAUUAAUCAAUAACUUUUACCCUGACACACAGCUAGACCAUCAAGCUUGCUCCAGUUGAGUUGCUGGUCACUCAGAGGAACCCUGGGAACUAAAGGUCUCAAGAAAGUACAUGAACUGCCAAUACCGCUGACUCUCAAACAGUUUUUACUAUAACAAUGGAAUAUUUUACACAUCAUCUAAACAAUUUGUUAUUCAGGUGAAAACUGAUCCAUCACUGCAAAGUCUAUCUCCUGUUACACAAAGUCAUAGUAAAACCAGGCAGAGUGAGGGAAAACAAAACUGAUACUGUCGCACCGUUUUGAAGUUAUGUAAUCUGAACUGAAGGUCUUCUGAGAUAGUAGUGGUUAAAAUAUAUUGGAACAAUGGGUAAUCCAGUACUACACAGAAUAUGGUUUCAUUUCCGUUAUCUUUCGAACCAUAUUCACUAUUGCGUUCCCUUGAACUUUCUUGGCUAUGAGACCUGCAGUCGGGCACGGUUACAAAAUCACUGAACCUCUGGCUGUCAAAUUUUACUUUCACAGAAUUUCCAUUAGGAUGUACUUUCAAACUUCCUAUGUGUAUCAGAUGAUAGUUAAGAAGUGUUACUUUAUGAAAAAAAUUGAUGGUUUUCUUUUUGACGAUAUAUCAGAAGUUGGUUAUACUGUAAAGCCCUGUUCAAACGGUCAUAAUAGUUAAUGAAAGUUUCAACUACCACGCGCUUGAACACGAACUAUCAUGCACUGUCAUUGACUAUGAUGUAGUUUGGGCAUGUUCCAAUUUGACAUGAUAGUUGAUGAUAGCUUUUACCGUUUGUACGCGUGGGUGAUUGUGAAUGAUAGUUUUUACGGUAAGCAGUUAUGUCAAAGAUGGGCCCAAACCGAAAUAGCAAAGGGUAAAAUGUAGUUGUUAAAACUUCGCAGAAUGUCUCGUAGUUCAUUCUCAUCAUCCCCUGGUAGGCUUCAGUAUCUUCAACUCGCAA